This is a messenger RNA of Histoplasma mississippiense, 1269 nucleotides long. RefSeq lists its product with no specific name. Gene Ontology annotation, molecular function: transmembrane transporter activity. Lineage: Eukaryota; Fungi; Ascomycota; Eurotiomycetes; Onygenales; Ajellomycetaceae. Gene Ontology annotation, biological process: transmembrane transport. The record is from RefSeq and is a predicted model, not a curated record. The transcript has 13 exons. The coding region runs from base 1 to 1269 and encodes 422 amino acids.
AUGCUGGUUACAGAACGGUACCAGGAAGAAUUGAAGUUACGGGAAGCAAGCCCCGAUAAAGUAUUCUAUGAUGGUGUGAAUUUAAGCGGAUUGGAUCCUAGUACUAUAUUCGCUCCAGCUCUCCUCUUGGUCAUGGCCGAUCUUGGUAUUAAAAAUCCCACCUUGGGCGCUAUCCAAAUCUCAAUAUUUGUUUUGGCAUUUGCACUUGGCCCUAUAUUCGCAGCACCGCUUAGCGAGAUAUAUGGAAGAUCUAUUAUCGUGCGAAGCGGUUUCGCCCAGAAUGCAGCUCAACUUGCCGUGUGCCGGUUCUUUGCAGGAGUUGGAGGUUCUGGCGGGUUGGCCGUUUUUGGAGGUGUCCUUGCUGAUAUUUGGGAUCUCAAGGAACGAGCAAAAGCAUCAGCUUUGAUGUCAACUUUACUAAUUUUAGGGCCUGUGGUUGGCCCUGCCUGUGGUGGCUGGAUAUCUGAACGAGCCUCUUGGAGAUGGACUUGUUGGGUCCCUGCCAUGGCUGCUGCAGCAUUGGAAAUCAUUUCUCUUAUUCACAUGAAAGAGUCGUAUAUUCCAAUACUUCUUGAACAGAAACUUCAGAGAAAUAAGCGAUUACAUCCAGAUAUGGACCUAUACACGGUAGUCGAAUUGCUCUCAGAUUUAUCCACUCGGAGGGCGGGAUCGUUUAUCUCCUCUGCCAUUCGCCCUGUGAUAUACUUGCUUGUCGACCCGGUUCUAUUUCUGCUGUCGCUCUAUUUCGCGUUCGUAUUCGGGGAAGUUUACCUCCUUAUAGUAACAUUCCCAGAUAUUUUCGGGGACGGAUACGGCCAUUCGGCUGGAUUUGUCGGCAUCGACCUCCUGGCCCAGGGGGUGGGUAACAUCCUAGGUCUGAUUGCAACGGUUAAAGUGCAUGGGAUUAUAUACGAACGCCAAACGCGCCCCGAUAGGCGUUACAACCCGGAGUCUAGAUUGGUUCCUGCAUUCCCUGGUGCCCUUUUAAUCGUCGCUGGUCUGUUCCUAUAUGGCUUUUCUGCACUCAAAUAUCACUUCAUCGUGCUGGCAAUUCAGCUCUAUAUUGUGGACUGUUUUGCGUUUCCCGCUUCAGCUGUCGCCUCAUCAUGGGGGUUUGCGUGCGGCGGCGAAAAAGCUAAGGUGGAGUACAUUCUCAAUAAAAGGUACAAAUGUAAAGGCGAGAUGGCCAAUGCAUUGAUAACCAUACGCCAGUCUAUACAAAAGAAGAGGAAAAGUGCCAAGCAGCAGCCAUUGCAAGACCAGUACUAG